Molecule: messenger RNA, 3438 nt
Organism: Dictyostelium purpureum
Lineage: Eukaryota; Evosea; Eumycetozoa; Dictyosteliales; Dictyosteliaceae
Exons: 3
Coding region: 1-3438 (1145 amino acids)
Source: RefSeq, a predicted model, not a curated record
AUGGAGAAAUUAAAAUUAAUAAAAAAUGAAGCACUUUCAAUUUUUUUUUAUGAAUAUAUUGAACUUAAUUAUAGAGAGUUGAACAUAGUGGUUCAAAUCGAAGAUUUGGAAUAUUCAAAAAAUAAAACAAUAAAAUCAGUACUAGUUGUUAUUAAUCCUCCUGAAGGAACAUUGAGAAAAAAUUCAAUAAUAAACAUUAGAUACUUGGAAUACUUUUCAAAAAAAAAUAUCAAAAAACUCAUUAUAAAGGAGUUUUCUAAAUUAACUUUAUUGGAUAAACCAAUCAGUUUACACUUAAUACCCCAUCCAUGUGUAAAAUAUAAAAAAGUAGUUGACAAUAAAGAAAUUGUUCAUCAUAAAGAAAAUUACAAAUCAUGUUCAAUAGUAAAUUAUUUAAAAAGAAAAAAAACAUAUGACAGUUUAAAUGGAAAUGAUAAAAAGAAAAUUAAAACAGCCAAUGAUGAUAUAGCAAAAAUAGACUAUGUAGUUAAUAAUAUAAACAAUAGUGUUAAUUGUAAUUCUAAAAAUUAUUAUAACAAUACUGAUAAUAAUAAUGGUAAUAAUAAUUGUAGUAAUAUUGACAAAAAUAAUAGCAACAGUGAAAAUAGCAGUAGUGUCACAGUCAUCAAAGAAACUCAACCUUUUAAAUUAAAAAACAUAAGCGAUCAUCUAAUUGAAGCAUAUUUGUAUAAAGGUUAUAAGGAAUUAUAUCUUUUGCUUUUUUUAUAUCCAAAAGGAGUUACUGGCCCAUCUAAUUUUUUUUCUAGAUUAUUAAAUAAUUUCAAAUAUAUAGAUAGUGGUUUAAUAAAUCAAAAAAUUGAUGAAUAUUUAAUUAGCAAUAACAAUAACAAUAAAAUUUUCAAAUUAUUAUCAAUUUAUAUAUUUUCACAUUUAAAUUAUUUAGUUGGAAAUAAAAAAUCAGAUAUAAAAGAAAUAAAAGAAAUUUAUAAAAAUCUUUUAACAAAAAUCAAUAAUAGGGAGCAUAUUAAAUCAAUUCAUUCAUUUUAUAAAAGAAUCAAUAACAAAGAUAAAUAUUAUUCAAUAAAUAGUGACAUUAGUGAUUAUUUAAAAUUUAUAGAUCAAAGUGUUGAAAUAGAAAUAAGAAAAUAUAAUUUUUAUAGCUAUCAACUGCAAUACUCAGCACAAAUAAUUUCAAUUGAAAAUAAUAUAAACAUAAAAACGAUAAACUUUUUUCUUCAUCAAAAAAACAAUAAUAAUAAUAAUAAUAAUAACCCUUACAAUAGUAACGAAAUCAUUAAAGUUUAUGACCAAGAGGUUUUCAACCAUAGUUUUUAUUUAAAACCAGAUUUAUAUUGCAACAAGAACAUAUUCAAAAGUGAUUUCGGAAACAACCCAGAAGAAUUCAAAUAUGGGAGUGAUUCUUUAAAAGACUAUGAUUUCUACCGUCCACCUAAAAAUGGGAACUAUUCAAUCUCGCCCUCAUUAGAGUUGUUUAAGCUGUGCUUUGGUGUCUUUAGCAGCGGUUUAUUCAAAAAUUUUGACUGGGGUGAAGAAACUGAUGAAACUAGAGUAAUAGUUUCAGGUGGCUCCAUUUCUGCAUGUCUCGAUACACUACCGAUCGCAAUUAAAAAAGAAUUCAUCCAUUAUAAAACAAUCGAGCGAUAUUUAUACAAAUCAAAAAUGCCGGUGCUUUUAGUAAGAAAAUUUAUGGAAUUUGUUUUUGAAAGCUCCCGUUUAAAAGAAUUACUUGUUGAUAGAUUCUUUGGUCAAAAUUCACCCACCCUUGGUAGCGAUGUGGAUAUAUGGUUUAUAGGCCAAGAUUUAAAUAGUGCCAAAAUGAAAAUUUAUCAAUCUAUUGAAAAUAUUAAAUCAAAUUAUAGAGAAGCCAACCCGCUUUUUGAAAAUUCAUUUUUAUAUGUUCGAACACGAAAUGCAUUAACAUUCUUCAGAACUUACCCACAAAGAAAAAUUCAAUUUAUCACCAAAAUAUACAAAUCCGUGGAUCAUUUACUUUCUUCAUUCGAUAUGAAUUGUGCUAUGGUGUUUUAUGAUGGGUCCAAUGUGUUUAUGCAUAGAGAAUCAAUUGACUCAUACAAUAAAAGGUACAAUAUCGGAGGUCAAAUUUUCAACCAACCCGAAAGAUACCGAGUAGCCAAAUAUUUAAAAAGAGGCUUCUUUACAUUUAGCAAAAUUAAAGAAUAUGUCCAAGAAAGAAAUUCAUCUUACGUAGCGAUUGAUUCCUAUGAUUUUUAUGAUGAGCAGCGGCAAAAAGAAGGCCUUAGUAUCGCCCAAAUGAAAGAUUUUUUAAAUGAAACUUUCGGAUGUAAAGCAGUUUCUGAUGAUCCAUAUUAUUUAUUGGAAAAUCCAGAAUUAUUUGAAAUAUCUUUUAAGGAAAAAUUUGAUAUUUUAACAAAAACUUUAAUCGAAUGUAAAGCUUGUAGAAGACACCGAUUUUUUGAUGGUAAUCACAAAAAAUUUUGCUCUCCUGAAGGAAAUAGAUGUUCAGGUUUUUAUAAUUUAAAAAACACAUAUGUGGGUAAUGUGAGAUCAAUUGCACCAUUUAAAUAUUCAUUAGUACUUGGAGGAAGAACAGGUUUAGGUUUUCAAAUUGCUUUUUAUCUUUUAGAUCUAGGUUUUACAGUAUUUAUAACAUCAAGAUUCCCAGAAAUUACAAAAAAAAAAAUUUCCCAACAAAAAUUUUCCCCCCAUUUAAAGAAACUACAUAUUGUUAAAGUCGAUUUCAAUGAUAGAGACCAAACUGAAAACUUUAUCAGGUAUAUCAAAACAACAAUUCCACAAUUAGAUUUAUUAUUCAAUACAAUUAAAUUUUCAAAUAAAAAUGAAAAUUAUAACUAUUCAUCAAUUUUUAAUCAAUUAAAAACACAAGAAGAAAGUUUAACAGCCACCAAUAUAAAUAAUAAUAUGGAUAAUAAUAUAAAUAAUAUAAAUAUAAAUAAUAUAGAUAAUAUAAUUGAAAAUAAUAAUGAAUUUCAAAUCAAAAUAAUUAAUUUUAGUAAUAAAAAUAUUAUUUAUAAAUAUGAUUCCGAAACUGAUGAAUCAACUUCCACAACAUCAACUACCAACCAAAUUAUAAAUAAUUCAAUGGUGUUAACUAGUGAAUAUGUUAACUAUAUACAUUAUAAAUUUCCAAAGCUAAUAGCUAGCCAAUUAAUUUCAAUAAUUAAAAACCAAAUGCAAAAUAACGAACAUUUAUUUAAUAAAUAUUGUGAAAAAUAUCCAUUUUAUUCAGAUAGUUUUGAAGGAACAGGUAUUAUUUUUAAUAUUAAUUGGAAAGAAGGAGAUGAAAUAGAUAAAACAAUAACUCUUCAUAAUAAUACUAAUAGUAGUGGUGCCAAAAACUUAGAAAAAGAUGAUAUCCUUUAUCUUAAGUAUCCAGUGACCGAUAAAGAUUUUAAAAAAUGCUAUAUCAAAAGAAAAGAAAAUCAACUAAUAUUAAAAAAUAUUAUGAAUUCUUAA